Molecule: messenger RNA, 1694 nt
Organism: Dermacentor silvarum
Lineage: Eukaryota; Metazoa; Arthropoda; Arachnida; Ixodida; Ixodidae
Product: D-beta-hydroxybutyrate dehydrogenase, mitochondrial-like
Exons: 5
Coding region: 722-1540 (272 amino acids)
Source: RefSeq, a predicted model, not a curated record
UUAAGCACUCUCCUGUGCAGUAGCCGUCUAAUGCGAUGUUCCCUUCAGGACGACGUACGACCAUAUUAUAGUGUUCUCGCGCGAUAUAGCUAAAAAAUGCGGGAAGCUGUACAUUUGUAAGACCAAAUUCUUGCACCGUGGUCGCUACUCAUCGACAUGUGACUCGCUGUAACGAGAGUCCUCUCGCCCGUUCGUGCCCCAGACGGACGACGCCGUGGCGUUGAGCAGACUGGACGUUCACCCUUUCCCGUGUACGUCUACGAAAGGUAACCGAGCUUUUCCCCCUCUCCUUCCGAACGGCGCGAGGCGCGCCGCCGAGCGUUACGGCGGCCGCCGGACCGAGCAGCCAGACAAGAGUUCAGAUUACCCAGCCUGCGCUCCGUGAUAGCUCUCGUCGCCAUGACCUAGCCGGUCGGCACGGCGGCGAAAAGGAGGAAAGCGCAGCAGCCACGGACGGCAACGGCCGCUGAAUCGGCGGCGGCCAAGACCGGAACCCUCCUCCCCAUUCUUUUCUUCCGGGUGGAGCGACCGGUCGGUCCCUCGGCAAUAGCUGGCGAGAGAGUUGCGAGGGGGGAGGCCCCCCGCACAGCGGCGGCAAUAGACGCCACGAGUGCCACAGACACGCCGAGUGCAUCGGAAUCGGCGAGCGUCCACUCGCCUGCAGCCAAGUGCAGCAACAGGUGUAUUCUGUGAUCGAGCGCUCGGGGUUCAAAACGCCACGAUGCUAGCCCUGGUGUAUCCGUCGGUGUGCGCGUCGGUGGCGCUGGUCACCUGGCUGGUCGCGCCGGGGCUCUGGACGCUGGCGCAGACCGCCGGCGCGCUGUGGUUGCUAUCCGUGGUGGGGCGCUGGAUCACCGAAGAACUCUACGCGCGGAUCGGAGGACAGCACGUGGACCCCAAGGGAAAGGCCGUCCUUAUUACCGGCUGCGACAGCGGCUUCGGCUUGGAGUUGGCCGUUCGUCUGCACUCUCGCGGCAUGCGCGUCUUCGCCGCCUGCCUCCUGCCGGACAGUCUGGGCGCCAACAAACUCCGCGCGCUGUCCGUCACCCCCUCGGAAGAGGGGAAAGGGAGCGUGCACGUGAUCGCGCCUAUGGACGUCACCAGCGACAGCCAGGUGGAGGAUGCCGUGAAGCAGGUCACCAAGAUUCUUGCCGGCGAAGGGCGAACGGAGAAGGAAGAGGACCAGGGCGCGGGACGUCCCGACGAUGACGAUGGAGGCAUCGCCGAGGCCCCUCAGCUGUGGGCCUUGGUGGCCAACGCGGGCGUCAUCUGGGCCUCGGAGCUCGAGUGGGGCUCUCUCGAGCCCAUGCGUCGCAUGCUCGAGGUGAACGCAGUGGGCGUUGCUCGAACCGUGCGCGCAUUCCUGCCGAUGGUACGCAGGACCGAAGGGAGGACGCGUGGUCAUCACCACCAGCCUAUGGGGGUACUUCGCCAUUCCCUUCUCGGUGGCCUACUCCAUGUCCAAGUGCGCAGCUCGCUUCUUCGCCGACGGCCUCCGACGGGAGAUGAAAAAGUUUGGCGUCCGCGUAGUCUCCAUUGAACCCAACAUGUAUGCGACCAACCUGACCGCCGACGGCAUACUUCUGCCUGCCAUGGACAAGUUGUGGCAGGAGACCAGCGAGGAAGUGCGGCGCGACUACGGCCAGGGCUACUACGAGCUGAGUCGCCAGUACCUGCGGCGCGCACUGAUCAAG